This is a messenger RNA of Nematolebias whitei (Rio pearlfish), 1227 nucleotides long. Its product is annotated as suppressor protein SRP40-like. The record is from RefSeq and is a predicted model, not a curated record. Bases 1 to 1227 code for a protein of 408 amino acids. Lineage: Eukaryota; Metazoa; Chordata; Actinopteri; Cyprinodontiformes; Rivulidae. The transcript has a single exon.
AUGAAGGAGAAAGGUUCUGACUACAGCUCCACUUCUAAACAGACCCCUACAGAGAAACGAGAGGGGCAAAGCUCCGAUGUGUCCUCAACAGAAUCCUCCCCAUCCCUCACAACCAGCAGCGUGUCUACUAGUUCCUCUUCUGAGCCCAACAAACCCCAAACUAAACCCUCAUCUUCUGUCGGGGGCAUUGAAACGUCCCCUUCCUUCUCUUCUUCAGAGUCUGUUGAAACUCUGAGAGAUGAGUCUUCAUCAACAGGUCAAACAGCAGCAGCAGAGAGGACACCAGGACAGGAAGAUGAACACAUAGAGAGUGCAGUGAGAACGUCUGACCACAAGGGGUCAGCAGAGAGCAGCGCUGCUGAAAGUGAUGAGUCAAUAAUAGAAAAGUUAUCAGAGACAGGUCCAGAACAGACGUUGGAGUUAAUCCACCAAACCUUGAAACUGGAGACUAACGAUGGAACUCCCAAAGAAGAAGAGGAUGGCAAAAGCACGAAGGAGAAUGAAGAUGUGAAUGCCCAAAUCCUUGAUUCACUCAAUGAGAACAAGGACGAACAGAGAAACAAAAAAGAGAGACAUACAUCUGGACCUGAGAAAGACCAGGGAGGUCUUCUGGUCUCAGAGGGUGUUAAUGAAGUCAAAACAUGUAGUAAAACUAAAACAGAUGAUUCUGUUAAAGUAAAGGACGGUGCUGCUUCAAAUCAACAACGGGUCGAAGAUGAAGGAUCGACUGUGAAACCCGAUCAGACAGACAGGACACAAACAGAGGACAGAGAGACAGGAAAAGACAAAAAGACUGAUGAGAUCAUCUCUGUUGGAGAUGAAUCUGUCCCCAAAAAAAUAUCUCUUAGAAGAAGUUCAAGAGGAGCCAAAAACACUCAGGAGACAACUGGAGACAAAGAGACCAUCACGACUAGAACUACCAGAGGAGGGAGGACUGAGCAGGACUCGGCUGAAAGGGGAGAAGGCGAGACCAGGAGGACACCCGAAGCUCUGAAAGACGUCACUCCAACAGAAACCGCCGAAGACUCAAGUGAGCCGCAACGAAAGAUCCCAGAGGACUUUCAGGAGACUGAAAAAGACAAAGAAGCUGCAACAUCGAGAAAGAGAGGCAGACCCAGAAAGACCCGUCAGACUCCUGGUAAGACCAACAGAACUUCUCUGUUCGAUGAUCGCAUCAGCCUGUUGUUCAAGAGAUCGCUCAGAUCUUUUGAAGGUUCUGUUGGUUAG